Messenger RNA from Antechinus flavipes (yellow-footed antechinus), 3679 nucleotides. RefSeq names its product solute carrier family 28 member 3 (gene SLC28A3). Gene Ontology annotation, molecular function: pyrimidine- and adenosine-specific:sodium symporter activity; purine-specific nucleoside:sodium symporter activity. NCBI's taxonomy places the organism in Eukaryota, Metazoa, Chordata, Mammalia, Dasyuromorphia, Dasyuridae. Gene Ontology annotation, biological process: pyrimidine nucleoside transport; purine nucleoside transmembrane transport. Gene Ontology annotation, cellular component: membrane. Bases 387 to 2450 code for a protein of 687 amino acids. The transcript is spliced from 18 exons. The record is from RefSeq and is a predicted model, not a curated record.
AUUCCAUCUUUGAUCUCCUUGGAAUAUACAAUUCACUUUUUAAAAAAUAAUAAUUUUCUUUCUGUUCUGAAUAAGUCUGCUGAACUAUUGAGUAGAACAUAAGUGUAGGUGGGCAAAUGAGGAAGCUAGGUCACCUCCAAAAACAAAACAAAAUUCAGAAGUGUGCAGCUACUUGAUUGGCUUGAAAUUGUAAAUCCUUGAUUAAAUUAAGUUUUCCUCCUAGCCUAAAACAACAGGUGGAGUAGUUAUGACCUCAGCAAAAGGGGUGUGGUUUUUUUUCUCCAGGUAUUUGAAACUUCGGACCAGAUACACUUUGAAAGAAUUAAGAAUCAGAAAUAAGUGUGAAGAACAAGCAGCUUGGACGUGUUUCCUCCGGGCUGAACAAAAUGGAGCUGAAAGAAACUAAGCUCAACCUCAGUGGAGAGGAUGGUUAUUCCAACACUGGUUUUGAGGGAGAAGACAACAAGGAUCAGAGUGAAUCAAGAAAAUAUUCACUGAAAUAUCGUAAUGAACACAAUGGGGAUAGUAAAAAUACUCAGCAGGGAGAAGAACAUGUCACUAUUGAGCAAGAUCUCCCCAAACAGAAAGAAAGCAUAGAAGAAAAUGAACUGACACACAGGAAAAGGUACCUAGAAAAGAAGUAUGAUGUGAUUUGUAACUUCUUUAGGAAGCAUAAAACUGUGCUCCAAUACAUCUUCUAUGGCAUUUUUUUAGCAGGCUACUUGACUCUAAUCAUUGCAGCUUGUGUGAUGAACUUUCAUAGAGCCCUCCCACUUUUUCUCCUCACUAUUGCUACCAUAUUUUUUGUUAUUUGGGACCGCUUGAUAGCCAGAUAUGAAGGUCAGAUUGCAGAGUUCUUGUCUCCUGGUGGCAGAUUCCUAAAUAAACAUUGGUUCUGGUUGAAGUGGUUGAUGUGGAUCUCACUGAUUAUAUGUAUCAUUUGCUGGCUAAUUUUUGACACAGCCAAACAGGGAACCCAGGCUCUAAUGUCCUUUGCUGGGCUUGUGUUUUAUAUUCUCCUGAUGCUAGUAUUUUCUAAGUAUCCAACCAGAGUGUUCUGGAGACCUGUCUUCUGGGGACUUGGAUUACAGUUUGUUCUUGGUCUUCUCAUUCUAAGAACUACACCUGGAUUUGAAACAUUCAAUUGGUUGGGAAAACAAAUGCAGAUUUUCUUAGAAUAUACGGACACAGGCUCCAGGUUUGUCUUUGGUGAGAACUACAGAGACCAUUUCUUCGCUUUUAAGGUCUUGCCAAUAGUGGUCUUCUUCAGCACGGUCAUAUCCAUGCUCUACUACCUUGAAUUCAUGCAGUGGCUCAUUAAAAAGAUUGGAUGGUUAAUGCAGGCUACCUUGGGAUCAUCUCCUAUAGAAUCUGUAGUUGCUGCUGGCAACAUAUUUGUGGGACAGACUGAAUCGCCACUCUUGGUCCGACCUUAUUUAGCACAUCUCACUAAGUCUGAGCUCCAUGCAGUCAUGACAGCAGGGUUUUCAACCAUUGCUGGAAGUGUCUUGGGUGCAUAUAUUUCUUUUGGGGUUUCACCAUCACAUUUGUUAACUGCUUCAGUGAUGUCUGCCCCUGCCUCUCUGGCUGUUGCUAAAUUAUUUUGGCCUGAGACAGAAAUUCCUAAAAUAACUCUCAAGAAUGCCAUGAAAAUGGAGAAAGGUGACUCAAGAAAUCUCCUGGAAGCUGCAAGCAAUGGAGCCUCCGCUUCUAUCUCCCUGGUGGCAAACAUAGCUGUGAACAUGAUCGCCUUCCUAGCUCUGCUGGCCUUUGUAAAUUCAGCCCUUUCCUGGCUAGGAAACAUGUUUGACUACCCUGAGAUGAAUUUUGAGGUGAUCUGCUCCUAUGUCUUCAUGCCUUUUUCUUUCAUGAUGGGAGUUAACUGGCAAGACAGCUUUCUUGUUGGCCAACUUAUAGGAUAUAAGACUUUCUUCAAUGAAUUCGUAGCUUUCCAACAGCUUUCAAAAAUGAUCACAAUGCGUAAACUAGGUGGACCCAAAUUUGUAGAUGGUGUGCAACAAUACUUAUCUGUUCGCUCUGAAAUCAUUGCCACCUAUGCCCUUUGUGGUUUUGCCAAUUUUGGUUCUCUGGGAGUAGUAAUUGGAAGUCUCACAUCUCUGGCUCCCUCCAGGAAGCGGGACAUCGCCGGAGGGGCUUUACGGGCUCUGAUUGCUGGUACCGUCGCCAGCUUCAUGACCGCCUGUAUUGCUGGUAUACUCUCCCACUCUCCCAUGGAGAUAGAUUGUUUUAGUCUUUUAGAAAAAACCUUCAACUCAACUUCACCUAGCAACACAACUGAGCUAGUUACCUGUUGCCAAAACCUAUUUACCAGCACUAUUGCCAACAACGCCAGUGAUAUUUUACCAGGAAGCUUCUCUACCUUGAAUGGCUGCUGUCUGAUGCUGAAUCCAACUACAUUUAACUGUGAUUGGGUCACUACAUCACUCUAAGCUUGGCUUCUUCACCAGAUGGUCUUUGGCACAGGCUUCAAUCAUUUUGAAAUCAUUGAACAAUGUGGAAAUGAAUUUAUAUUAUCACACUUUUUUAUUGGGGGAAGAAGUUGUGGGAGAAUAUAUAGAUUAAUUUUUCCAUCAUAGAAUCAGCAUGGACUAGAAGAGAAAGAGAAGAAGAGUAUAACCUAUCAAAAAUGAUUCGUCUCCUUUGUCCCCCAUCCUUCUCCAAGGACACAAAGCUGUUCUGAUAUCCUGGUGGAAUCUUCUCUUUAUUCUCUUCAUUGUCAUUUGGAUUUGGUAUUCCAGAACAUUUCACCAAAACACAGGAAUUAGUGAAUUACUAAAUUCACCAACAAAAAGAGCUCUGCUCACCUGCUAUUCCUUUGGCAACAUGAACUAGAAGUCCAAAGAGAGCCACUAGAACAAGUCUCAGUUAAAAACCAUCCUGAAUUCACUGAUUUGAAACAUGAUAUUUUCAUCAGACCUUUAGAAAGCUCCAAUGGAACUGUCCAUGUAAAAGCUCAACAACUGCUAAGCUAUUUCAGAGAGAAGCAGUGUUGUCCCCACCUCAAGAAAAUGGGAAAAGAUACCUAGAAGGAAGAGGAAAAUGUCCAUUCCACUCUCUGAUUCUUAAGAGGCACAAUUUGAAAAACAAAAAUCAAGAGAAAGAUUUGCCACUAGGUUACCAUGGUGAAGUCCACAUUCACUAUUCUUAUCUAUGGUUUUGAGAGAAAAACCCUCUCUCCAGCUAUGAAAUCCGGGAAAGUGGCUGGGUCUCUGUGCUAAAGAGGAAGACUCCCAGUUCCAAUCUACCUCACAGAAUUGUGGGAGGGUGGGGAGACAGUGAUGACUAAAGGGUAGAAUUCCUGAGUUCUUGGACAAAAGGACACAAUUAUCUUGUAGACUCAGCAUUUGGUAUAUUUAUUAAAAGUGUCAUUCAUGUUACUCAGUAAUAAAAAUUCAAGGGGAAAAACCCAGGAACAUCAUCAGUUUGGGAUGCUCUCAGCCCAGCAGGAUAUGGUAAAACAAUAACAAUCAAUCAAGUUCCCUCUGCAUCAUAUCUUCUGCACCUUGAGCCAGAUAAGUUUGGCUUCCAAGAGUUUGUGGAGACUUUAUAGGAUUGAGAGAUUUAAGAAUAUAGUUUCUUUUUAACCUCUCAAAUGUUUCUGAAAUUGAACAAUUGUACAUUUGUGUAUGAUGAAAAUAAAUAUUAAAUAUUAAUAUAA